Molecule: messenger RNA, 1482 nt
Organism: Epithele typhae
Lineage: Eukaryota; Fungi; Basidiomycota; Agaricomycetes; Polyporales; Epitheliaceae
Exons: 9
Coding region: 1-1482 (493 amino acids)
Cellular component (GO): Ino80 complex
Source: RefSeq, a predicted model, not a curated record
AUGGCGUCAUCCAGCUCAACAGACCGUUACCCCGUUGUCCAAAACAUCCAGGGAUGGAACAUCCACCAGGUCAACACCCCUGCACAGUACCUCGGCCGCAAGACUCUGCCUAUCAAACGCGCAGAUGCCGAGCCUCUGACCCGCGAAGACCUCCAGUACGAUCUCCUCUACUACAUCUUCACCGACACCACCAAGGCCUUCGUCGACUACCUCGCCCCCGACCUUCCCGUCGUCAACUUCUGUGACCUGUACGUCAAUGCGCUCUACAACUCGCCAAAAUGUUCCAAGGUCCUCAAGGACAAGAUGGUCGAGACUCCCGCGUUCGCGAUCGAGUUCGCCAAGAUCGCCUUGCUCACCAACGUCGGUCGUAUCAACACCACCAUGGCCUUCUUCCCAGAGAUGAAGACCGCCUUGCGGAGCUACCAUCCUGUUCCUUCGCUUCAAAAGACAGACGGGAACCUGCAGGAUGCGCCCCGCAUCAAGAACUGCUUGAAAGCUUCUCUGCUUCCGUUCGAGUUCAAGACUCCGCCUCCAUCGUCCCCGCUGGAAAUCCUCGAGAAGCUCCGCGGUGGGCAACUCCCUCCGACGAGCGUUGUCAACCUCAUUUUCGUUUUGUCUAGCUCUAAUCAUGCUAUGUCGGUUGCGUCGAAGCACUUCGACCCACCUGUAGAGUUUCUGGACCUUUUUUUGCCCAUCAACCUCUCGUCAGCCUCACGCGCCCGGUGCUUCCUGUGGCUCAUGUUCCACUAUCUGCAAGGGCCCGAAAAGCCGAACCCAUUCGAUGACGAAUACUCGCGGCUGAACCCUCCCAAAGUCCCACGCAUGCAGAGCCUCACUCGUGAGGAGCAGGCCGGGGAGAACGUCGACCCGUCCGACGAGAUCGAGUGGGGCAAGCGCAUGAGCGCGCUUCGCAGCAAGUUCCUCAAGGAGCUCGUGGACGAGAUGGAAAUGGAGAAGAAGCGGAAGAAAAACCCACCGCUUCCUCCAAUGCCCACCCAAAGUACCUCAUACUCCAUGCAGGAGAUGGCGGCGCUCCGGCAAGCACGGGCACAGAGACACGCUGCGUCCGAAGGAGGCACAGGAAGCCGCGGUUCAUCCCACUCUCACGAGACGCGCCCGCGCGGUCCGUCUGCUUUGGGCGAGAUCAGCUCGUCAGAUGUGAUCCCUCAUCUCGAAGAGUUCAGACCUGAUCUCUCGAGGGAAGAUCCUAACCAGGAGCGGGGGAUGUUAGAGCAGGCAUGGCAUGUAGUCAACGCUACCGACCCGCUAGAAGAUUCGGAUCAUGAGCAAGAUGAGCACGUUCGCCUUGAAUACAACCGCAGGAUGCGUGUCCUGGCGCGUCUGCGCGGGAAGGAGCCUACCCCAGAGCCGGAGCCGCGCUUCAUGCCUCCCGGUCCGCCGGGCCCUCCCGGUGGAAGCGGCGGUGCCAGCGGAGACCCCUCGUCUACAGGUCGCCUGCAGCACGUUCACACUUGGCGCUGA